Messenger RNA from Durio zibethinus, 4617 nucleotides. Its product is annotated as formin-like protein 13. The record is from RefSeq and is a predicted model, not a curated record. Lineage: Eukaryota; Viridiplantae; Streptophyta; Magnoliopsida; Malvales; Malvaceae.
AAUUAGAUAAAUGUGAAGUGGUAGAUGUCGGCAAUAGAUGGUAUCCACGUCAUAAAACGACACUCAGUUAGGUGACAGCUGACAGAUUCUCCACUUUCUUGUCAGCUGCAAAGCUGAAGCCCAAACCUUUUUAGGGCACUGCACGAACAAACUAACAAACUCUAUCUCUCUAUCUCUUUCGUUAUUCUAUCAAAUCAAAUCAUUAUUUUGAGAAUCUUUUGGUUUUUUCAGUAUCGAACAACAAACACUAAAAGAAACAGAAAUAAAUAUACCCACCAAAUCAUUUCCUUUAUCUGCAAGUCUAAAAGUCUUUCAAUUUAAUUUCCAAUAAAUAUCACAACCCAACCAACAAACAAAUAGAAUUCCACAAUUCACUUUCAACAACUCCUUAUUCCAAGGGCAAGGAUUUUGGACCACAGACAUGGCCUUGUUUCGUAAACUCUUUUACAGGAAGCCACCUGAUGGCCUUCUGGAGAUCUGUGAACGUGUCUACGUUUUUGAUUGCUGCUUUACUAUUGAUGCUUGGGAAGAAGAAAACUACGAAGUCUACAUAAAAGGAAUAGUUAGUCAUCUUCAAGAUCACUUCCCUGAUGCUUCAUUCUUGGUCUUUAAUUUCCGAGAAGGAGAACCACAAAGCCAGAUCGCUGAAUUUCUAUCUGAGUAUGAUAUGACGAUAAUGGAUUACCCUCGUCAUUAUGAAGGGUGCCCAUUAAUCGCAAUGGAGGUGCUCCACCAUUUUCUGAGAUCGUGCGAAAGCUGGCUUUCACUUGGUCAGCAUAAUUUGCUGCUAAUGCAUUGUGAACGGGGUGGUUGGCCAGUCUUGGCCUUCAUGCUGGCUGCAUUGCUAUUAUAUAGGAAGCAGUACAGCGGAGAGCAGAAGACGUUGGACAUGAUAUACAGGCAAGCUCCUCGUGAGCUUUUGCAGUUGCUUUCACCCCUGAAUCCAAUGCCUUCACAAUUGAGAUAUUUACAGUAUGUCUCAAGGAGGAAUGUGGCCUCAGAAUGGCCUCCUUUGGAUCGAGCUCUCACCUUGGAUUGCAUCAUUCUUAGAUACAUUCCAAAUGUUGAUGGAGAGGGAGGCUGCCGUCCAAUAUUUAGAAUAUAUGGACAGGAUCCUUUUCUUGUUGUUGAUAGAACUUCAAAAGUUUUGUACUCAACCCCCACAAGAAGCAAAUCUAUCCGGUAUUAUAAGCAGAAAGAGUGUGCGCUUGCUAAAAUUGACAUAAAUUGCCAUAUUCAAGGUGAUGUUGUGGUUGAGUGUAUCAACUUGAAUGAUGACAUGGAAAGAGAGGGGAUGAUAUUCAGGGUUGUGUUUAACACAGCUUUUAUUAGAUCAAACAUUUUGAUGCUCAAUCGUGAUGACAUUGAUAUUUUAUGGGAUGCCAAGGAGCUGUUUCCAAAAGAAUUUAGAGCUGAGAUUCUUUUCUCAGAAAUGGAUGCUGCUUCUUCCAUUAUUUCCAUGGAUUUUUCUUGCUUUGAAGAUAAAGAAGGUCUUCCAAUGGAAGCAUUUUCCAAAGUUCAAGAAAUCUUUAGUAAUGUUGACUGGAUGGAUCCUCGGGCAGAUGUUGCAUUCAACGUGCUUCAACAAAUAGGUGCAUCAAAUAUUGUCCAAGAAAAGUCUGACAGUGAUUGGAAUAGCAGCGUGAACCUCAGCCCUCGGCUGGGGAGAUUAAGUCCUAAAAAUCUUCAGAAGGAAAAAAAGCUCACGGGAUUACCAAGUAGCCCAAGGAGUCCUGCAUCUAUGGGUAUGAAGAUUCUGCCUGCACCCUCACAAGAGUCAUCUAUUGAUUCAGAUGCAAGUAAGGAGGCUAAGCCCCAAGACUCUUACAUUGAACCAUUCGCUCGGUCUGAUGUCACGCAUCAACAAAAUAACCAGUAUACUGCGAAUUUGCUUGAUUCUGUAUCAUCUGUUGGUCGGGUCAGUCAUUUAACUACAACAUCUGCAGCUGCAGUAAAUGUUUCUCGGGCAGUGUCAAAUAUACCUAAAGUGGAUGAAACUAAAAGCAUUUCAAUUUCAUCCCAAGCGCCUCUACCUCCUCCAGUUCAACCUCCCUCAAGUUCUGGUGGAACAAAAGCUCUUCCUCAUCCCCCACCACCUCCACCAUUGCCAACUCCUCUUUCUUCAGCAUUAGAACCAUUAAAGUCUUCACCUGCCAAAGAAACUGGAACUUACUUACAGGACAAAAAUCAGACUGCAUUAGCCAAAGAUCAGUCUUCGAAGGCUUCCUCUUCUACUUCCACUCCAGCCUUUGCAAUAGCUUCAACUUUGACACCUCCUUUAACACCACCUCGCAAGGAGAACCCAGCUGUUAGAGUGAUCCUUCCUGCUGUUCCUCCACCUCCUCCAACACCGCCUUUGAAAGAGAGUGGUGUACCUCUGGACGCAUCUCCAUCAUUGGAGGAAAAUUUAGCUUUGAGAGCUACAACUCCAGCAGCACCUAUACCUCCUCCUGCAUCUCCUUUGAAUAAAAUUGAAGCUGUUAGAGAUGGACUUCUUGCAGUGCCUCCACCUUCUCCUCCUCCAACACGUGUUAGAGCUGGGCCUCCUAUAGCCCCCCCACCUCCUCCUCCAAUGCCACCUUUGAAGGAAAAUUCAGCUUCUAGAUCUGCAUCCCCGCCACCUCCACCUCCUUUUCAUUCCAGGCAAGCGGCAAUUCAUACAGCUUCAUCAUUAGCACCCGCACCACCACCACCACCCACCCCUCCCUUGUCAUCAAAUUCUUCUCAAGUUCCUGCUGCCCCGCCUCCCCCUGCUCCUUUUGGUAAAAAGACAAAUGCUGUUUCUCCAGAAACUCGAUCUAUAGGUAGUAGUGGAUCUUCAGCUCCUGCACCACCACCUUUUAUUUCUUCCACGAAUCCAAAGAAUAGACUUCUGUCGCGUACGAUUAGUUCAAAGAGUCACCAGACCAAGAAACUAAAGCCAUUGCAUUGGUUGAAGUUAUCUAGAGCUGUGCAGGGAAGCCUAUGGGCUGAAGCACAAAAAUUGGGUGAAGCUUCCAAGGCUCCAGAGAUUGACAUGUCAGAGCUUGAGCAUCUUUUCUCAGCAGCAGCUCCUAAUACAGAUCGUGGAAGUAAAUCAAGUUCGCGUACAGCACGUGGGCCAAAAUCUGAGAAGGUGCAACUGAUUGACCACAGACGUGCAUAUAAUUGCGAAAUCAUGCUUUCAAAAGUGAAAGUGCCUUUGCCUGACUUAAUGAGUUCGGUUCUUGCCUUGGAAGAAUCAGCAUUAGAUGUUGACCAGGUUGAAAACCUCAUAAAAUUUUGUCCUACCAAAGAGGAGAUGGAAGUACUAAAGGGCUACACUGGAGAAAAGGAAAAGUUGGGGAAAUGUGAACUGUUCUUCUUGGAGCUAAUGAAAGUUCCCAGAGUAGAAUCCAAACUCAGGGUGUUCUCUUUUAAGAUACAGUUUCGCUCCCAGGUUUCUGACCUCAGACGUAGCCUUAAUGUUGUAAACUCUACAGCAGAGGAGAUCAGAAAUUCUGUCAAAUUGAAGAGAAUCAUGCAGACAAUUCUUUCGUUGGGAAAUGCUUUGAACCAGGGAACUGCAAGGGGUUCUGCUAUUGGAUUUAGGUUGGAUAGUCUUCUCAAACUAACCGAUACACGUGCGCGGAACAACAAAAUGACUCUCAUGCAUUACCUUUGCAAGGUGCUUGCUGAUAAGCUUCCAGAUCUACUGGAUUUUUCAAAAGAUAUUUCCAGUUUAGAACCUGCGUCAAAGAUACAACUGAAAUUUUUGGCAGAGGAAAUGCAAGCCAUAAGCAAAGGAUUAGAGAAAGUUGUGCAGGAACUGUCCAGUUCUGAAAAUGAUGGACCUGUGUCCGAAAAUUUCCGUGAGACUUUAAAGGAGUUCCUUUGUUUUGCCGAAUCCGAAGUGAGAUCCCUGGCUUCACUAUACUCGGGGGUGGGUAGAAAUGUGGAUGCGUUGAUUCUUUAUUUUGGAGAAGAUCCAGCUCGUUGUCCCUUUGAACAAGUUACUUCGACUCUACUCAAUUUUGUAAGGAUGUUUAACAAAGCUCAUGAAGAGAACUGCAAGCAGCUUGAGCAAGAAACGAAAAAGUCAACGAAAAGUGAGAAGUUGAAGAUGAAUGCUUCGCAGAACAAAUCAGAAAAUAUAUUACAAACUUCUAUUGAGAGCAGCAAUGUUAAAUGAUUCAGAGAUCAUCCUAAACUGCUUCCAUUCUCAGGAGAAGAGAGGGUACAGGAGUCCAACAAGUAUUUAAAUUAGCAGAAAAAGAAGGUGGAGGGGUUGCUGUUGUUGAGAGGAGAACGUAUGGUUGACUGAUACAUCAAAUGUGGAAUUUAAAUGUGAAAGUGAUGCAUUUCAUCACAAACUCGAAGCUUUUGAGUGGCAAGCACUAAGAUGGAGUUAAACUAUUCGAUUACUUCCGUAGGCAACUUGUAAAAUAUCCACUCACAGAACUCGUAAGUAGUUUUCCAGAAAGAUUUUGGGGAUUGUGAAUCUCUUUUUUCCCCCAUCAAAAUUUUGUUUGUUACUUUUGUUUGAUUUUCAUGAGUUUGCUUUUGGCCAAUGUCAUGUUUUGUUUCACAACAAAUAUAUCAUUGUGGAAACUGUAUAUCUGCUAUAUUUAUUGAUGGGGCUCCUUUGCACAAAAUAGA